This is a messenger RNA of Solea senegalensis (Senegalese sole), 1340 nucleotides long. RefSeq names its product GLI pathogenesis-related 1a (gene glipr1a). The coding region runs from base 55 to 855 and encodes 266 amino acids. Lineage: Eukaryota; Metazoa; Chordata; Actinopteri; Pleuronectiformes; Soleidae. Gene Ontology annotation, cellular component: extracellular region. The transcript is spliced from 6 exons. The record is from RefSeq and is a predicted model, not a curated record.
UUUAACAAACUGCUGCUUCUUUACUUCUGCUUGUGCACUGGUGUCCUGUGAAGCAUGGGGAUUGUGGUAAGGAUGUUACUGUGGGCCUGGAUCAUCCUGGACGUGGGGGCAUCCUCGGUGGAGCUGCCCGAGAUCACUGACGCCAAGUUCAUUGAGGACUGUGUGAUGGAACACAACAGGGCUCGGUCGUCUGUCAGCCCAUCUGCAAGCAACAUGUUCUACAUGUCAUGGGACGCGGGCUUGGCCAUCACUGCCAGAGCGUGGGCAAAGCAAUGCGUGUUCAAACACAACAUCUACCUCGACGAUGCCCGGCGUGUGCACCCCACCUUCUCCUCAGUGGGGGAGAACAUCUGGACAGGAUCCCCACCAUCGUCCUUCAAUGUGAAGACAGCAAUCAAAAGCUGGGAGGACGAGAAGGCGGACUACGACUACCAGCGGAACACCUGCAGUAACGUGUGUACACACUACACACAGGUUGUGUGGGACAGCAGCUACAAAGUGGGCUGUGCCGUCCAGCGGUGCCCAAAUGGUGUUGCUCACUUUAACAGCAGAGAUGGGGUUAUUUUUAUCUGUAACUAUGCUCCACGGGGCAACAUGAAUGGAAUGCGACCGUUUGAAUCUAGCAAUCAAACCACCUCUGGAUGUAAAGUCUCGUGUGGGAACAAGCUCUGCUGUAACAAAGAGCGAGAUUCGCCGAAAAGCUACAACUGGAGUCCAGACUGGGAUCCUGCUCUGGCUGCGCCUGACUCCAACUUUGUGUCUAUUCUUGUUGUUCGGCCUGUUGCCCUCACCCUCACCUUCAUCGCUGCAUUUGCAGUCCAUUACUUCUACCCUGAUGUCUUCUGCUAUGAGUAGAACCCCAGUGUUAAUCUGAAUAUGGCGUUAAAAUGAUGAUGUUAGGUUUUUAGCUAUUGACAUUUUUUGUUGUCCCAAAUCAUAUAUCAGGGUUCCCACACCUUGGUUGACAUCAAAUUCAAGGACUUUGUCAAGGACUAUCCAGGAUUCAAGGACUGAAUGUGCUGACACAGCUAAAGAUGGGAGGGCAACUUGUAAGAGCCGCUGUUCCCAUGGCAUCCAGUUUUAUUGAUUUGUUGGCACUCGGCAUCUGGCCAAGUGAUUGUUCUUGGGAUCUUGGCCAGUCUUUGAAAUUUUCUUUGGUGAGCCAGAGAUCUUGGAAUUUGCAUUUCCCGGGCUUCACGCAGUAUUUGUUUUCUCUUGCUUAUUAUUAUUUACUCAUUGUUCACAAACUUUCACGCACUUCAAGGACGUGUGGGAACCCUGAUAUUUUUAAUAUCAGAGGUUUAAAAACCUUCAACAGCAAAUUACAAAAACUACACAUU